UAUGACUCGUCCUUUUCCCGAGGAAAAAGAAAUGUCUCUUGUAACGAAAUGUGUUUUCCUCCUCACAGUCAGAGCCCCAUCAGUCAUCACCUUGCUACUUUAGUGUCCUAACUCGUGUGUUGUUUUCUAGUAGGAAGACACAAUGCUGUCUCUAGCUGUGUUGGCCGUGUGUCUGAGCGCAGUCCUCUCAGCCUCCACUAAGGACCCAAAGCUGGAUAAGGACUGGAAUAAGUGGAAGACAGAUCACAGUAAAACAUACCCUCAGGAAGAGGAGCCCUGGCGGCAACUGAUAUGGGAGAAUAACAAUAACCUGGUCAAGCAGCACAACACGGAGGCGGCCCAGGGCAAACACUCCUUCACCAUGGGCACGAACCAGUACUCGGACCUGACCAGCAAAGAGAUGGAGCUCAUCUUUGGCCUCAGUCCGGAACCAACAGUGACCCAGCAGACGACGGGGAACACCCAGAACUCCGUCUCAGCGAAGUCCAAAAGCCUGGCCGUCGCAAUAAGUUCUGUGGACUGGAGGCCCCUUGGCUACGUUACUCCUGUGAAGAACCAGGGUCUGUGUGGUUCCUGCUGGGCCUUCAGCGCCACCGGAGCUCUGGAGGGCCAGAUGUACAAGAAGACCGGCAAUCUGGUGUCGUUGAGCGAGCAGAACCUGGUGGACUGUUCCAGACCUCAAGGCAAUAUGGGCUGCAACGGCGGUCUGAUGACCUAUGCCUUCAACUAUGUCAAUGCAAGUAAGGGCCUGGACACUGAGGACUCCUAUCCUUACCUGGGAUCGGAUCAGCAGCAGUGUCUCUACAAUCCCGCGUACAGCGCAGCCACCUGCACCGGCUAUGUCGACAUCGCCAGCGGUAGUGAGGCUGCUCUGAUGAGCGCUGUGGGCACUGUGGGACCUGUGUCUGUAGGCAUCGAUGCCAGCCGCCCAUCUUUCCAGUUCUACACAUCAGGAAUCUAUUACGAGCCGUAUUGCAGCAGCAAGAUGCUGGACCACGCGGUGUUGGUGGUGGGCUAUGUCAACGCUAAAACAAAGAGUUACUGGAUUGUCAAAAACAGGGGAAACAAAGGUUACAUCUACAUGGCCAAGGACCGAAAGAACAACUGUGGAAUAGCUACAGAAGCCAGUUACCCUCUGGUCUAACAACCUGAGUCAAAUUCCUCUUUGUCCAUUACACCUGGCCAAUAAAACUGAUUCUGAUCUGCAUCAUAGUGUUUUAAUCUCAAUAGUUUGGCUGGAGACGAGGGACGACACUGACAGGAGAGUCUUCCAUGUUUUAUGAAGACAAACACUGAAUUUUGGGAAAUGGGGCCAUUUCUGAUUCUCAUUCUGAUUCUGAUUUUGUUUUGCCUGGCUUUAUGCCACUUUGUCAUCUGAAAGCUUUUACUGUGAUCAAUUAAAA
Messenger RNA from Monopterus albus (swamp eel), 1403 nucleotides. Its product is annotated as cathepsin L1-like. The transcript has 7 exons. Bases 143 to 1144 code for a protein of 333 amino acids. Lineage: Eukaryota; Metazoa; Chordata; Actinopteri; Synbranchiformes; Synbranchidae. Gene Ontology annotation, biological process: proteolysis. The record is from RefSeq and is a predicted model, not a curated record. Gene Ontology annotation, molecular function: cysteine-type peptidase activity.